AUGGCACAGCCAAGAGGCUUCACCAUCUUUGCUCGCGCGUGGACGGCGUCUCCGCCCAGGAAAACAUACAUCCAGUCCAUCCCGUCGUUGCCGAGAUCAGAGGACGAGGAGAGCAUUGACUCGUUGUCCAGCGGCGAGGGCACAUAUACUCCAGGCUCCAUGUCGUCGACGAUGACGACCGUCUCUGUCACCUCGACACCCUCAGCGACAGAUGUUGCCACGGUUAAGCCACCCGCAUGGGGCAAAGUUGACUUUUCUGCCUUGGAAGAGAUCUUCUCCCAGGUGUCCACGACAGAACCUUCCCCAACAAGCUCGUCGUCUUCGUCGUCUUCGUCCCUGUGGUACAUCCUGACCACUGCGCUCCUGUUGGCUUUCCACAAGGAAAAGCUGAUCGGGGAGUUGUGGGGGUAUUUGAGCAGCAGCAGCAGCAGCAGCACGAGGGAUGGAUCUGCGCAGGAGGACGCGGACGCAGCGGAGACGGAGACGGAGGAGCUGGUCGCUGUCGCACGACGGAUCCGGGAGGCAUGCUUGAAGGCCAGUACGCUGGUGGGGUUUCCAAGGGCCAUCAACGCCCUCCUCACGCUCCAACAGGCCAUUGAGAAGACACACCCGGCCGUCUCGGCCGUCCUGGAAACAGACCAGUCACUCCGCGCUGCUGUCACCGCCACCACCGAGUCCGAGGAUGGAACCCAGCGAGACGCUACUGCUCCUGCUCCUGCUACCACCAAAGCCGCGCGCGGCAUGGCCCUUUUCUCGAGAAUCUACGCACAGCACACCCCGCGCGUCCUCUCCGCCAUGUCGCGCUGCUCGGGCGGCGACCUCACCCACUUCGCCAUCCACUGCAUCUACGGCGAACUCCUCUCCGAGGCCUCUGCUAUCGACGACCUCGCGACGGGUUUGUUGGAGUUUGUCUGCUGCCUCGCCGACGGGUGCGGGCCGCAGGCCAAGGGCCAUUUCUUUGGGUCGGUCAACCUCGGCGCGUCGGCGGGGUUGUUGCGCGCGGCGGUGGACCUGGCGGAUAGAGUGGCGGGGGCGGUGGGCGUGGAGAGGCCGUGGGUGGUCAGUGAUUAUGAUGGUGGUUGGGGACAAGAGGGUGAGGGUCAGGAUGGGGAGAGCGAGAGGAGUGAGUGGAAGUUCUUGGAGCGCGUCAUGCUUGAUUGA
Fonsecaea nubica is the source of this 1161-nucleotide messenger RNA. RefSeq lists its product as hypothetical. The transcript is spliced from 2 exons. The coding region runs from base 1 to 1161 and encodes 386 amino acids. The record is from RefSeq and is a predicted model, not a curated record. Lineage: Eukaryota; Fungi; Ascomycota; Eurotiomycetes; Chaetothyriales; Herpotrichiellaceae.